CACGAGGAUUUGUCCACAAAGUAGAAAACCCAGAAGUCUAUCAGCACCAAUCGGCCGGCACCUGUCUCCGUAUGAACCAGCCAGAGCCUACAAAUUGCUAGAACCGCUUAACUCUUGUGGCCGUUUCUUCGUCAGCUCAGUCGUCAUCCGCCCAAUUCCUCUGAGACGAUGGUGCAAUGCAUGACGUCACCCGUCCGGCACCCAAAAUGGGCAGAGACGAGAAGCUCCUUCCUCCACGACUCUGCUUAUUUUAUUGGAUGGAAAUGGACUGGAAACCCCCCUCAAUAAAUCUUCCUACAAACUUCCAAACACAAGGGAUCCACUGGUUCUUACGUAUUCCCAUUGAGCAGUAACCUCUCAGGAUAUAAAUCCCACUGCGAUUUAGUUCUUCUUCCUCUUCUCAGCAGACGGUUCAUUCAUUAUUCAUUACUACUCCACCUGGUGAUCACUCUCGGUAGGCUUUUCUUCUUUCUUUUACCCCCCAUUAAUCGUUCAAAUUUGAUAGCUUUCUGUGGAGUACUGCCCAUUUCCUUUCAUGGGUGGGGAAUAUCUUGGAUUGGAUUUGAUUUUGUUACCUUUCUUUGAACUGUGACUAGUUCUAACUUUGCGCCCAAUUGAUUAUCACGACAGGCAAAUAUGGACCCUCGAUGCUACUUGCUGCUUCUAGUAAUUGCAUCAGGAGCUGUGCUGGGAAAUGGGUACAAUCUGAAAUCCGCAACUUUUCUGUCUCCUGGGUUUGUACUAGGACCCGGUUCCGUGGAGAAUCGAUUCUACACGAGCAUCGAUUUCCCUACUGGUCAUAUCGGUAUCAAGAGCUUCGAUGCUGAAGUUGUUGAUGAAGCUGGGAACUCCAUCCCUCUCCACGAAACUUACCUUCAUCACUGGGUUCUGGCAAGGUACCAGGCUUCAAAGAGUAACAACAGGUCUCAUACGGUUGUAAGGAACAGUGGGAUAUGUCAGGGAGAUACUCUCGGCCAGUACUAUGGACUUGGGUCUGAAACCAGGAAGACACCCACACAAGUUCCCGAUCCUUAUGGUAUUGAGGUUGGGAAUCCUGCUGAGAUUCCACAAGGGUAUGAAGAGAAGUGGUUGUUGAACAUCCAUGCCAUCGAUACGAGGGGAGUUGUGGAUCGAUUGGGGUGUACAGAAUGUCUGUGUGAGUUGUACAAUGUGACGAAAGAUGAGUCUUUGCGUUCUGACUACAAGGGAGGUCUGCAUUGUUGUGUUGAUCAUACUCAGUGUAGGGUAAAAGAAGGGUUUCAGGCUGUGAGGAGGAGUCUGUAUCUCAGGUAUACGGUGAAAUGGGUCGACUGGGACAGCGAGAUUCUUCCUGUGAAGAUCUUUAUCUUUGAUGUCACUGAUACUGGGGAAAGGCAGGUUGGUUCUUCCACAGCAGAAGGUCAAGGAAAUGGUUGCAAGGUUGAGUAUGACGUUGAGCCAUGUAAUGCACAUGGCUGGUGUGUGGACGUCAAGAGGACAAAUGUGGUUCUGCCAACAACUGGUUAUGUCGUAUACGGUGUUGCCCACCAGCAUACUGGUGGAAUUGGUUCGACUCUGUAUGGAAAGGAUGGACAAGUUGUAUGCAACUCAGUUCCAAUGUAUGGAACAGGAGACGAGCCUGGGAACGAGGCUGGUUACAUAGUAGGCAUGAGCACUUGCUACCCCGAGCCAGGGUCGUUGAAGCUAACAGCUGGGGAAGAGCUCGUUCUGGAAUCGAACUAUUCGAGCACCAACACCAGAGGGCACACCGGAGUUAUGGGGCUCUUCUACUUAAUGGUUGCAGACCAAGCACCACCACCACCCAUAAGUUUGCUCCACCAUUCUGUUUCUGUAUUCGAUGGAUCUAGUGAAUGGACUUGGACAAUCCUUUCUCUGUUAGGAUUGGCGGUUGUUGCUGUUGCUGUUGGCUUCAGCAUUUGGCUGAAGAAGCGGAGGGAAACUGAAGAUGGGUACCAUGUAAUUAUGGCGUAGAGGGGAAAAGGAGUGAUCUCCUUGUAUACUUGCUGUCUAUUAUCAUAGAUGAGCAUUUUUAGUUAUAUGUUUACAAGUAGAGAUGUGAUGGCUGAGAAUAAAGUGAUGUUGGAAAGUGAGACUAGGAUUGAACCAAUUUGCAGUGGUGAGAUAUACAUCAUAUUGAACCCAGCGGCGGAUCCUGAAAUUCUACAUAGAGGUGUCCUCUUCAAAAAUUAAAUUAAAUAUUAAAAUUAAAUUAAAUAAUUAUUAAAUAUAAAAAUAUCUAACUAAUAAAAGUUACAUUAAAAGUUCAGACAUGUUUCGUAAAAUGGUAAAAUACAUUCGGUGUCUAUAUUGCUCAACAAUGAUCUUUCGAUAUAUCCUACUAGAAAAGGGUAUCCAGUAAUUGGGUUUAAUCGUUAGGUUUUAAAAAUAAUUUGGGAUAAGAAUAACAUUUUACUAUUAUAUUUGGAUCUAGAACACAAUAACAAAUGAGUUGUAGUGUAAUUGAAAAUAUGUUUACUAAUAGUGGCAGUGUCUCAAGUUUAAAUCACAUAAACUACUACUAAAAUAUUAUUUGUACUAAUACGCAAACUAAUAUGGGAGGUUAGAUAAUCGUUUCCCAAAUUUUAAGGGUGUCCCACUACCACUUAAAUAUUUUUUUUCUCAUAUACAAACUACUAUCGGAGGUUGACUAAUCGUGUUUCCAAACAGGACACCCCUAGACAUGCAUGUAUCCGCCCCUGAUUGAACCUAACUGUUGAGAUAGUAACGAUGAAAAAUGGGCUGAUUAUAAAUGCAGAUGAUAAAGACCUGCAAGAUGGAAAAGGUCUUGUCGUUCGCUUCUCGCUAGAAGCUGAAUAUAGCGUCAUAAGUGAUGACUAGUACCGUCGUUGAACUCCUCUGGUUGCAAUGACUCUUCCAAAUGAACUUGGUCCACCUCAAUUUCAACCAAACCACACUUCACAUUGUUGCUAAACUCUGUAUUUUAUGAACGCACCAAACAUGUAGAUAUGGAUUGCUAUAUCAUUAAUGAACAAUUGAUCUCACUUGACAUAAUAUCUACUGUCCAAAUUAGACAUUUACAAUCUUCAUGCACCAACUUGAAGAGAAGUGUAGGAGACAACAACCAUACACGCAGCAAUUACUACCCAUAAUCGUACUAAUUAUCAUUCCUCAUAUUGCUCAGGCCACCAUCAUUUACUCCGCCCACAACCAACGCCUACCUUCCCCUCCAUGUUCUUCAUUAAUUCCCUCCAAUAUCACCUUAUCUAUUGUAAACCAUGUGCGACUAGGUGCUAGCAUUUACUCUUUCUUUUCUCGGUUGGAUUCAGUCCUUAAGUCUAAAACUUAAGGAGUUUCUUAAGUUUUUAUUGGCCAAUAGGAAAAAGAGAGAAAAAGUGAUGUCUGACCACCUAAAAGAGCAAUAAAAGAUAUAUUAAAUAUUGGUAUUUAAUAGUUCCAAAUUAAAAAUCAAAAUUUGUGAUUAGUAUUUUAUGUUUAAAAAAAAGGAAAUUAAAAAUAUUCACACUCUCUCUUCAAUUCCCAAUGACAUUAUUAAAGUUUUGCAAUUACAUUAUCAAUGAUUAUGAAGUAUAUUAUUAUUGAUAUACCACAUCAUUAUCAACAAUUCCAGUAUACUUAUCAACAUUUUAUGAUUAUAUUAUUAACGAAUUUAGUUCAAUUGCUAGCGAUUUAUAUUUUCAUUAUCAAUGCUUAUUAAUGAAUUAUUAAAGUUAUG
Linum trigynum is the source of this 3694-nucleotide messenger RNA. The record is from the annotation of a GenBank genome assembly. Lineage: Eukaryota; Viridiplantae; Streptophyta; Magnoliopsida; Malpighiales; Linaceae.